Paraglomus occultum is the source of this 333-nucleotide messenger RNA. Lineage: Eukaryota; Fungi; Glomeromycota; Glomeromycetes; Paraglomerales; Paraglomeraceae. The record is from the annotation of a GenBank genome assembly.
AUGCCACCUCAGAGAAAACACAAACGCUCUCAAACCAUGCCAUCUCUCAUUUUAUUCCCAAGUAUCAUGCCAUAUAUGAAGACCAAACAAAAACUAUCUGUAAAACAAUUAAAUCGUAACAAACAUAAGAACGAAGCUCUUUGCACUCACUUGGAUGCAGUGGUGGGGGAGCUUUUUGUAGAUCAGGAGGCGAUGAUGAAGCUUGACAGAAAGGAACACAAGAACGAGAAAGACUAUGAUCUAAAGAAAAAGAAUGAUAUUGUAUCUAUCGAAAAACUAAUGUCGGAUUUGGACAAAGCAGUCGAGGAUCUGGAAAGCUUUACGGUCAAAUAA